AUGUCUUACAGGGAUUUAAGAAAUUUCAGCGAAGCGAUGCGAGCUCUUGGUUUUCCUCAUCAGAUAUCUUUGGACAGUUUUCGCAACCCUAACUGGGACCUGGUCGAGUCCUGUCUAAAAUGGCUUGCGGAGAGAAUUGAACCGGACGCCUCGCUGGCUGGCGGCAAGGAAUCCGUUGAACAGAGGGUUGCUAUGGUCACCCAUGCUGUAGAAUUGUUUCAUUCUCGAGCAAAUCUCAAACUAAACGGUAAAAAGAUCUAUGGCGCAGACGGUUGGGCUGUGCGUGAACUUCUCAAAGUGGCAACUCUCUUACGAUCGGCCCUCGAGACGCCCAAUCAAGAUGAUAGUUUCAAUGAUUCCAAUCCACUGAUGUAUGAUAUUACUAGCCGGGUGGGUGAAAUAAAGCAAGCUCGAAGUUUGGCCACAGACAUCACCGCUCAAGGAGCAUUUCUAUACGAUCUGUUGGCUAAGGAGCCUGAAAAUAAGGACCAACGUGACAAGGCACUAUCUCGUCAACUGGACAUGUCCUCAUUAGAGGCAGCUCUCAAUCGCGCUGUCGAAUCACUGGCUGGUCAAGUGGCAGCUGUUAGAGAGCAGAUAGACAAUGUGGCCUCCAGUGAGGCAGCCUUAGACGCGAAGUUGGAAAGACGGAGAGCUGAAUUGCAAAGGGCAGAGAAAAGACUGCACACGGUGCAGAAGAUCAAACCUGCGUAUCAAGGCGAGCUGACAAACCUGGAGGGUGAGAUAGAACAGCUAUGGGACCAGUACGUUCUCCGCUACCGCUGUGUCGAAGCGCUCAAACACCAGCUCAGUCUGCUGGAAACUGCUCAGGCAGAGGCUGCUGAGGAACAGCAGGCGGCGAUUAUGCAGUUGAUUCACAAAUAUGAAGCCGAGGAUGUCCUCGGGAAACUGAGCGAAUCUGACGAUUUGGACUCCAGUGACGAAGGAAAGGAAUCUUCGAAGGCGCCCCGUCCGGCGACCAGACCUCGGACAAGACUCCGCAUUAAGACGGCUGGCACAGGUCCGGAUGCGAGGCAGGCGUUUGGUAGCAUGCAAACACGCGAAUCGUUAGAAGACCUCGACGGCUCCAGCUCCGAUACUGACUUAUCAGAUGAGCAGAUUUAUGGUUCUGGCGGUGGUCGCUGGUCUCGUCCCCGACCUGCCACACGUACCAUCGCCGGUGCUGAUGACUACGCAGACCUCAUACAGCGCCCGGCCGCAGAGACGGCGCCCCGCUCGGCGGGCUCGCUGGCCAGCUCCUCCGAGAGCGAGCUGCGGCUGGCCAGCGCGAUGCCCGGCCGUGCCUCCGCGCUCAGCGACAACGAGUUCUAGCUGAUGACGCUGUAUAACUGCUUCGUGUUAUUUAAAUAAAGUUCUUUCUUUAAAAA
This is a messenger RNA of Melitaea cinxia (Glanville fritillary), 1388 nucleotides long. RefSeq names its product clusterin-associated protein 1 (gene Cluap1). The record is from RefSeq and is a predicted model, not a curated record. The coding region runs from base 1 to 1332 and encodes 443 amino acids. Gene Ontology annotation, cellular component: centrosome; intraciliary transport particle B; cilium. NCBI's taxonomy places the organism in Eukaryota, Metazoa, Arthropoda, Insecta, Lepidoptera, Nymphalidae. Gene Ontology annotation, biological process: cilium assembly. The transcript has 11 exons.